UUCUGAAAAAGCAAAGCGGAAGUUAGACAUUGUUUACAAGCAACCUGGUUCCGCUCCGACUGUAAAUCAGCCUUUUGUAACUUUUAAACGUCUUUUUACCCCCAACCUUUUUGCACUUACACGAAGUCACAUUAUUAAAAUGUGUUCUUGCGUAGAUCUGCUAACUGACAGCGCGACUCCGUUAGAAAAAGCUACUGUCGUUAGCCAACACAUGGCUAGCUCAACAGACGUGCAGCUGCAUGACUGAUUCAUUUAAACAGGUGGACGUUUGUCUCAUGACAUUUGUCGUCGGAUCUGAAUCUGAAGUUGAAGAGAGCAGUAGGCCAGUAUUCUCGUUUUCGUGUUUAGGUUUGCUGUUGUAAAGUGUAGCUGGCAGCUGUUUGUACUUUAGCUAAAGUUUGUCACACUCAUGUCAUGCGCCUCGGUCGCGUCCUCUUGAGUCUGCGAUUGACGUGUGCACAGAGUUUUGUUGUCAGUAAACAUCUUAUAUCUACUAGUCACUGUGUAAAACUAGGCGAACCUAGGAAACCUGCACCCCGGUUCGGACUUAAGGCUGUAACUCAGUCCAAUCUGCAGUUAAUGGUGGGCAACAUGCAGGCCACCAAUGCUGCCGCAGUUGAGGAUGAGGAGUAUGGUGGCCGUGAGGAAGAUGUGGUUCGGCAGGAGGACGGGACACAUUUUAAGAAUGAAGUGAUAUCUCCAGACCAGGUGGAGGUCCAGAAUGGGACAUCUGAUACCGGAGCUUCCUCUGCUAUUGCAAGAUCAAACGAGAAGAAGACAAAGAGGAAGAUGAGGAGAGAGAAGAAGAAGCGGAUGAAGAAAAAACUACUGUUGUCUGAUAAUGUGGACAAUUUACUGUUGGAGCUGCCAUUCGCUUUGACCAGCCCCACCACAUGGAAGGAGUUAGGAUUCCCCAAUCCUGAGUCAACCCAGAAAAAGAGGAAGCGAGGUGACAGUGGGGGUCGAGUAGACAGUGAGGAAGAUGGAGACAAGAAGAAGAAAAAGAGGGAAAGCCUGCGGCCAAACUACUUUGUCUCCAUCCCUAUCACUAACACAGAGAUAAGCACUGGUGUGUCUGAGGUUCAAGAGUCGGUGCUUGAGCAGGAGCCCCGACUGGCCAAAGCCAUGAUCCCCAUCCCAACUCUCCACAUCACUCUGCUGGUCACUCAUUUGGCCAGUCAGGAACAAAUAGACCUGGCGGCGACCGUGUUGGCUCAGUUCGAGGCGCCACUGGCUGAGCUGCUGGGGGGGCGGGACCUGGUGCUGCCCUUCUCAGGGAUCAGUCACUUUAGGAAGGAGGUGGUGUUUGUUGGGCUGGCCCCCGGACAACACAGACUCACUCUGGACAGCCUGGCAGAUUUGUUGCGGAAACAAUUCGAGGAGCGGGGUCUUGUGCAGGGAGACAGUCGCGGGUUUGAACCCCACCUGACCAUUAUGAAGCUGUCCAGAGCGUCGAAACUGAGAUCCCAGGGGAUAAAGCGCGUGGACCCAGCUCUCUACUCCAGCUAUACAAACAAGUUUUUUGGAGACCAGACAGUAGAGCGGGUGGAUCUUUGUUCCAUGUUGAAGAAGAAGCAGCCAGACGGAUAUUACCACACUGAGACUUCACUGCUACUGGAUUUGGUUCAGAGUCCACUUCAUGCCAAACGCUCAAGUGGGCGUCGCCGGUCCGAGCCUGACGAGGCGGAGCUGCUGAGGGUCAGCAGGCGAUUGGUGGAGGACGCAGUCAAUCGCGCCUUGCAGCAGUACAAGCAGGAAACGCUUCAGAACGGGGGCGGGCCCAACGCCACGGCGGCGCAGCCCCCCGGGACCAAUGGGGAGCCCACCACAAAGACGGACGCUACGGCGAACUCCACCGCCGACGGCAGGAAGUGACCUCGUGCGCCUGAGCUGAAGAGACCGGACUGCCGGGAGAACGGCGAGUCCCUGAGCCCGGGGCCCACAGCCUGAACCAGCCUAGCGGUUAGCCUAGCGGGCUGACUAGCUAACCCAGCCCAGGCUAGUCAUGCUAGCUGCCUGCCCAACCUGCCUAGCUUGACACAGUGCUAGUAUAGAUAAUGUAGCUUAAGGUCACUGCUACUGUAGGUGACUGUCCCAACAGGCUAGCUAAGCUAGGCUAAGCUAAGCUAAGCCUGACACCAACUCCCUACAUCCCACUGUGGGGACGCCUCCCCCUCAGUCCUUACUCAGUUGUGAGUCUGUGUUUGCAUGUCAAACCCAGAAAUCCUACUGUAUGUGAAGCACUCCUCUAGAGCCACACAGUCACAGUGUUGUUCACUGUGACUGGACAGAACUGCAUAUCCCAGACUCCCUCCUCAAAACACUAGACUGUGUCAGAAAACCUUUUACUUUAAACUCUGACCGUAGUUUCUUUUUGAAUGCCAGUCUUAAAACAAUGACUCGUCACUUCAUUGCAAAGGGGAUGAAAGACAGAUGCUUUGACUGGUGAAGUUUGUGACAGCUUGGACUCCCAAACAUCUCCAGGUGUGAGAUGCAGCACAUCGGACUUUGUUUCGUUGUAUUCUGCGUUCAUCGGCUUUGGAUCUUCAACACUUCCAGCAUUAAUUUUCAGUUUUAACCAGGAUGUCUUUCUGCACUUUAAGCUGCAGUUCUGUUGUUUAUAUGAUGAAGCUAAAUAUUAUAUAGCAUCUUCUGUUGUAUUGAGACAAUCAUCACGCUUGCGUCAUUUUAACACUGAACCCAUUGAUUAAACAGAAAUGAGGUGGCACCAGCUUUUUAAACACGACUUGGGGAGUUCAGACACUACAGAUGUCUGGUCAUUUAAAACAAGCAAACACUAACUCAAAAAUAUGGUAGAAAGGAAUAUGUCAGGUGCACGGACACUAAAUUGGGGAAUCUCCAGUAUAAUAACCACAUUUAUGUUGCACUCACUCCACUAGUCUUAUUUAACUCCAUUCAUUUUGUCUCUAAUAGAGACUAUUUCGUUUUCGAGUGCAGCCAUUUGUUCCAAUAAUCCAGCUCCCUCCUUGAUCACAUACAUUUUUACAGACUACAUGGUUUAUUAUUUGUCGUCUCCAUCCAUUCAUUAAUUAUGGGGAUCAACAGAUGAGGAGCGUACUGUAAGGGCCACGCAGGUAAUCAGAUGGUUGAACCGGACAGCCGCAGCUGUCGGCUGAAAACCUUCCCUGCUCUUAAUUUCACUGUCCUCCAUUCAUAGCUUUUGUUGAUUGAAAAUUAAAAUUGGCCUUUGAUGUGGGGAGGAGAAAAUUGGAAAUCCAUUCACAAAUAUGAAUGUAAUGAACUACAGAUGGAUUCAGUUUCUUUAAACGUCCUUAAAGAUGAAGUUUUCAGCUGACAGCUGACGAUGAUGAUGAUGAUGAAGGUACACCCUUGAUAGGACAUUUGUUUACGUUGACAUUAGUUGGGUUGAGUGACUCUUUUAGCUACUUUUAUUGAUUUGCUCUUGAGUAGAAUAGGCGACUUCUCUGUUAAAAAACAAAAAGAAGAAAUAUUUUAUUUUGAAAUGAUCAGUUUGCAUUUAAAGGUGAAAAUAAGCACAACGUUAUGAUUUUCCUGUUUUUAUCCAGAUUUCAGAGCAGGUACCUACAGUGCAAACAUGCUGUUAGUUCGAAUGACCUCUGUUCAAAGUGGCCUUCAGUCACAAAUACAAAUAGAUUUUCUUUUACUGUGUUUAAGGCAACCAUGCACAAGUGAUGUUUUAGUGAAUGACGGAUAAUUAUGGUUGAUUUUGUAAAAUUUGCCAAAGUCUUUUUAGUUUAGUCUAAUUACAGUUUAAUUGUAAUAUUCCAUCUCCUGUCACUGUGGACUUAUUGGAACAUCAAUAACAAAGAUGAAUUCUGUCCUAAAGUGGACUUGGAACAUUUUCUUUUCGUUUUUUUGUUGUCACCGGAUCCUUAAUCUCUUUAAAAUCCCCUUUAAUACACACGUUGUCCUGUCGGCCUGUAUGGUUAGUGUUUCUGUGUGCGUGGGUGUGUGUGUUUGUGCACGUUCACACAGUCACUGAGUGUUUGAUCAGUGGUUCCCCAGGGAAAUUCUCUAUUCUGUCUCUAUCAGUCAUGAUAACGUGUGUGUGUGUGUGUGUGUGUGUGUGUGUGUGUGUGUGUGUGUGUGUGUGUGUGUGUGUGUGUGUCUCUCUCUCUCUCUCUCUCUCUCUCUCUCUCUUCUGUUUGUCUUUGCAUUUAUCUGCGUGCAUACCUGACUGUGCGGGUGUGUUGUGUGUCAUGUGCUGUGUAUCUUGUUUUGCCAUAUUCGAACAAUAAAACAGGAUAUGAGAUUCCAAACCAAUAUCCUAUGUUGUCGCCUGAUUUCAGCCUGGCUGUACCUGGUCCUCAGUGGUUCACUGUUGUGUACAUACAGUAUGUAGAGGUUAUUCUGACCAAUUCAAGCGUACUGUAGCAAACACACUAAAGCAUUUGAUUGUAGUUUAGCUUGGAAACAUCGAAAGGCUUGUUUGGUGAUAUAUUUUGAAAAUGUUGGAACCAGAAUUUUACACAGUUCAAUAACUGUUUUAGUCAUGAUAGUUUUUAUCUUCUAAAUUUGUUAGUCAAUGCACUGAUGUGAGCAACUUCGUAAUUUUGUAUUAAAAUCAAUAUAAAGAAUA
Messenger RNA from Betta splendens (Siamese fighting fish), 4582 nucleotides. Its product is annotated as A-kinase anchor protein 7-like. Gene Ontology annotation, molecular function: protein kinase A regulatory subunit binding. The coding region runs from base 415 to 1875 and encodes 486 amino acids. The record is from RefSeq and is a predicted model, not a curated record. Gene Ontology annotation, cellular component: cytosol. Lineage: Eukaryota; Metazoa; Chordata; Actinopteri; Anabantiformes; Osphronemidae. The transcript has 11 exons.